This is a messenger RNA of Octopus sinensis (East Asian common octopus), 1231 nucleotides long. Its product is annotated as collagen alpha-4(VI) chain-like. The coding region runs from base 94 to 696 and encodes 200 amino acids. NCBI's taxonomy places the organism in Eukaryota, Metazoa, Mollusca, Cephalopoda, Octopoda, Octopodidae. The record is from RefSeq and is a predicted model, not a curated record. The transcript has 7 exons.
GGUAUAUAUAUACAGCCUGUAUCAGUGUCGUUGCCAUACUGCUUCCAUUCGGUCUCAGCCUCGGUUGUUCAACAUUCGCAGAACUGUGACGAGAUGUGGAUUCGAACUUUGAUCUUGCUGACCUUGGCCAUUUCGGCGUUUGGACAGGCUAUGCUAAACGGAAAUGGAGAACGCAUCGUGGAUACAGUUCGAGAAAUUAGCCAGCCAAUUCAGGAUGCUUGUAGUAACUCGAAAGCUGAUAUUGUGUUCAUAAUUGAUGGCUCUCGCAGUAUUUUCCCGCCUGAUUUCAAAGAACAGAUAGAAUUUCUGAAAAGUUUUGUAGAUCAUUUUAUAAUCGGAAACAAUGGUAUGCGAUUUGGUGUUGUAACGUUUGGCGAUAAGGUCAUUAUGGAUAACACUUUCGGUUUGACUCAAUACACCAGUAAAGAGCAACUGAUAAACCGUUUAUCCAAUAUUAAGUUCAGACAUGAACACGGUACCAGCACACAAACGGAUUUAGCCAUCGAAUAUGCUCGCGAAACGCUGUUCACAGAGGCCCGACUUGAUACUAAGAAAAUAGCUAUUGUGAUCACAGAUGGAUUAUCGACGAAGCCGAAGAAGACAGCCGAAGAGGCGAUGAAGAUGAGGAAUGGGGAAAUAGUGAUAUUGGCCAUUGGUGUGGGAAAAAAGUUUCAAAGGAAGAAUUGCAUACAAUAACUGGAAGAAACGAUUAUGUUUUCAUGAUAGAUGAAUAUUCCCUGUUGAAAGAACUUGAAUCUAAACUGAGCGAAAUAAGCUGUAAACAUACAUAUCAAGGUUGUAGCGGAGACGUCGACAUAAACUUCGUGUUUGACUCUUUUAGGAUGAGUUACAAUGAAAUACGCACUGUUACUACCUUCAUCACUGAAUCAAUCGCAGACAAAGAGUUUUCUGGGGAAAACGUCAGGAUUGGAACGAUUUAUGGAAAGUGCCAAGGAUUGAAAGGUUUCUACUUGGACACUUAUCAAUCAAAAGAUAAAGCAAGGAAGCAAUUCGACAACCUUCAGCGAGCGUAUAUCGCUUCUCUUCUAGAAGAAUCCCUUAAGGAAUAUUUUCAAUGUCCAUAUGGCGGCCGCAAACGAGCACGUAAAGUGGCAGUUAUUUUCUUAAAUGGAGAACUAAGUGAUUCACAUGGAUUGGAGAAAAAUGUGAAGUCUCUCCGUAAAAGUGGCAUUCAGGUGUUUGGAAUUAAGAUGGAAAAUCGGGAUUCGGA